AUUCGACUGAACUACAAAUACCAGAGCGCAGUGUCAACUUGUAGUUCUUAUGCAACCUGUAAAACUACAUUACCCAGAAGCGCGUACUUGUCAACAAACAGCACAGUGGGCUAACAGGAAAAGAGGUUUCUGGUGGACUGUGUUUAAAGACUGCUCAUUGGUUGUGGUCUCAGGAAUGCUGGAGAUGAUUGGAGCUCAGGCCAGUGGGUUCACCGUGACACUGGGACUUUUCCUACUCUUUCUGGCUCUUCUCUACUGGUAUUCAGUGUACCCAUUCUCUGUGCUGCAGCGAUGUGGGAUCAGACACCCCAAGCCAAUCCCGUUCUUUGGAAACAUGAUGCUGUUUCGACACGGUUUCUUCGAUGCCCACAGAGACCUGAUCAACCAGUAUGGCAGAGUUUGUGGGUACUAUCUAGGCCGGCGGCCAGUGGUGGUGGUAGCUGACCCAGACAUGCUCAGACAGGUGAUGGUGAAAGAGUUCCAGAAGUUUCCCAACAGAAUGAAACUCAGGGCGGCUACUAAGCCCAUGACUGAGAGCGUGCUCAUGCUGAGGAACGAACGGUGGAAACGAGUGCGCAGCAUCCUCACACCAUCCUUCAGUGCAGCCAAGAUGAAAGAGAUGGUGCCUUUAAUCAAUACAGCUACAGAAACACUACUGAAUAAUCUGAAGUCUUACGCUGAGUCUGGAGAGAGUUUCGACAUUCACAGGUGUUUUGGUUGCUUCACUAUGGAUGUGAUUGCGAGUGUAGCAUUUGGCACACAGGUGGACUCUCAGAAUGACCCGAAUGACCCCUUUGUUCAUCAUGCCUCCAAGUUCUUCUCCUUCUCCUUUUUCAGACCCAUCAUGUUCGUCUUCAUGGCUUUCCCGUUUCUGAUCAGACCCCUCAGCUCCAUCAUACCCAAUAAAUCCAGAGAUGAGAUGAAUGGCUUUUUCAUCAGCUGUAUUCAGAAGAUCAUAAAGCAGAGAGAUGAGCUGCCACCCAAUCAGCGUCGCCGGGACUUCCUGCAGCUGAUGCUGGAUGUGAGGAGCAGUAAGGAGUGUGUGUCUUUGGAGAACUUUGACGUGGUCAACCAUGCCGAUGAGCAGGCUGAGGAACAGCCCCAAGUAGCUGAAGAGGCAGCCAAUGGCCCGGGGAGUUCCGGAGAUGCCCCAAAACGACCCCAGCAGAAGAGGAUGAUGACCGAGGAUGAAAUUGUGGGCCAAGCCUUCCUCUUUCUCCUCGCCGGCUAUGAAACCAGCAGCAACACUCUAGCGUUCGCCUGCUACCUUCUGGCCAUUAAUCCAGACUGCCAGGAGAAGCUGCAGAGGGAGGUGGAUGACUUCUUCACAAGACAUGGGUCAGCAGAUUACACUAAUGUUCAGGAGCUGAAAUAUUUGGACAUGGUGGUGUGUGAAGCUCUGAGACUGUACCCACCAGGAUUCAGGUUUGCACGAGAUGUUGAAGAGGACUGUGUGAUUAAUGGACAGUUUCUGCCCAAAGGAGCUACUCUAGACAUCUCAGCAGGAUUCCUGCACCAUGAUCCACAAUACUGGCCUGAGCCGGAGAAAUUCAUACCGGAAAGGUUCACCCCCGAAGCCAAGGCCAGCCGUCACCCCUUUGUGUAUCUGCCAUUUGGAGCGGGGCCUCGCAGCUGUGUGGGCAUGAGACUGGCCCAGCUGGAGAUAAGGAUGGCAUUGGUCAACAUCUUUAAGAAAUUUAACGUGGUUGCCUGUGAGGACACCAAGGUUCCUCUUCAGUUAAAGUCCAGCACCACCCUGGGACCCAAGAACGGCAUCUUUGUGAAAAUUACCAAGAGAUUGAAUUCAGAUGAUAUAUGAAAAUAGACAAUGAUUACUGUCUGAUUAGAAAAAGGUUUUAUUUCUUAGUUUUACUGUGAGUAUGGCAAUAGGAAUCUGAUAUAUAGACAUUUUUGGCCGCACUAAAACAAUGUAUACUCUAUGCUAUGUUGCAGAAGCUCUGAGGUAGGGUAAGCCUCUUGCCUGAAUCACAGGACCUGAAGUGCCACUUAUCGGCAGUGUGUAUGAUCAUAUUAUCAGCAUGUAUAUCAAUAACUAGAGGAAAGCUCCUUUAAAUCAGCAGGUUGCUCCUUUUUCUGACGAAAAGGUUUUGGAUAUUGUUCACAUUGUUUUUUAAAAACGUGUGUUUUUCAUUCAAAACAGUAAUUCUACCUCAUUACUCCUGAUCACCACUGGCUGGGGUUUCAUCACAGAUCCAUCCUCAUUGGACGACAAAAGUCCAGCUGUUCAAACACUCUGUAAAGAGAACUGUUUGUGUGUCCAGGAGCACAAGCAACCCAAUGCAUCUGUUUUGACGCAUUUUGGCAGCACACUGCGAGUGUACCAUUGUCCAAUAUGCUCAGGGGCACCGGAGAAAUGUCUUUCUGAGGCCCAGUCCUGCAGUUUAAUUCAGUUUCCCAAGAAAAUAUGGGGUUUUAUCCAAUUGCGGAGCUUAUUUGGAACCCAGCUUCUUUGGAACUUGCGAGGUAACAUCCCACAUUACCACUGUGCCAGAAAGGGAAAUAGAUACAUAAAUUGUGCAGCUUUUUGUGUCAUUUUAUUCUGUGUCUGGUAUUGCUGUGUUUGGUUUAGUGCACUGCUGUUUAAAAGGUUCUCUGCAGUAUACAUCUGCAGUCUCUUUAUUUCUGGAUUUCCAAUCCAAAACAUUCUGAUGUGAUCUAAAUUCAUUAACACUGUAAUUGUUAAUCAAUGGUUGAACAAUUAAAUGGAGUUGUUUUUCCAGG
Messenger RNA from Astyanax mexicanus (Mexican tetra), 2742 nucleotides. RefSeq names its product thromboxane A synthase 1 (platelet) (gene tbxas1). Bases 50 to 1819 code for a protein of 589 amino acids. The transcript has 14 exons. The record is from RefSeq and is a predicted model, not a curated record. Gene Ontology annotation, molecular function: iron ion binding; steroid hydroxylase activity; oxidoreductase activity, acting on paired donors, with incorporation or reduction of molecular oxygen. Lineage: Eukaryota; Metazoa; Chordata; Actinopteri; Characiformes; Acestrorhamphidae.